Messenger RNA from Acipenser ruthenus (sterlet), 2058 nucleotides. RefSeq names its product zeta-sarcoglycan-like. The record is from RefSeq and is a predicted model, not a curated record. Gene Ontology annotation, cellular component: sarcolemma; sarcoglycan complex. Bases 685 to 1623 code for a protein of 312 amino acids. Gene Ontology annotation, biological process: heart contraction; cardiac muscle tissue development. Lineage: Eukaryota; Metazoa; Chordata; Actinopteri; Acipenseriformes; Acipenseridae. The transcript has 8 exons.
UGGUGAAGGACAGUAAAACAAGGCGGGGGUAUCUCUCCACUGCCACUAUCCACCUUCUAUUCUCAACUCUCAGCAUAAUCUUUCCCGGAGAAGAUAUCCCAUUUGACACUAUUUAUAUAUCUUCCAAACUAUCACGCAAACGGUGGUAUAGACAUCUGGGAUUUUGUUCAGCUAAAAAAGGAAAUUAAUCCCAGGAUUUACCUGCAACUGAUCAGAUAUUGAAUUUGCUAAUACUUAAACCAUCGGGAGGGAAAAAAGGCUCUUACCGCCUCCUCUGCUCUUCAGGUUGAACAGAAUUUCCCGAAAUUUGCCGCAUGAAGCUGCCCAAGGAACUAGGUUUUCUGAUGCAGCAAUUUGCUGCUCGCUAGCAUUGCAGAAAUCGACAUGAUCUCAUAUUGAUGGGGUUUUCCUUUUUAGAGUAAUUAGGUUGGUAAAUGAAUUAUUUGCCAGGGAGAUCCCUAGCUCUUUAAUAGUACGGCAGUUGAAGUAGAUAUUAGAAUAUUGUCAUUGUUAUUAAUGUUAGCCUAUUAUUAUUUUAUUUUUAACCAUUGGAGGCGUAUCUGUGGGAAUGAGACUGAGAAAAGCUGCCAGGGGUCGGAGGACUGAGCUGAGUUUAGAUCGGAAACUACUAGUCUAGAUUUUACAACUUACUUAUAGUAUACUUUAAAAUUCAAGUCUUUCUCUAUGGACCGAUCAACAUCCUUGGACAUCGACGCUCUGAAGAUGACACAGGAGCAGUAUAUUUUGGCUGCACAGCCAAAUAAUCUUCAAAGACCUGGAGGUGCUCCAGUUUAUCCUGUGGGAAUAUAUGGGUGGAGAAAAAGAUGUUUAUACUUCUUUGUACUUCUGCUGUUGGUCAUAAUGAUUGUAAACUUGGCAUUAACGAUAUGGAUUCUAAAGGUUAUGAAUUUCACAGUGGAUGGAAUGGGCAACCUUAGAGUAAACAAACAGGGAGUAAGGCUGGAGGGCAUAUCUGAGUUCCUUCUUCCACUGUACGUUAAAGAAAUACAGUCAAGAAAGGACAGUCCACUGAUCUUGCAGUCUGACAGAAAUGUGACUGUGAAUGCAAGAAAUGAGCUCGGGCAGCUCACUGGACAACUUAUAGUCGGAUCCCAGGCUGUUGAAGCACAAUGUAAACGGUUUGAAGUGCUCUCUAGUGAUGGUGGGAAGGUGCUCUUUUCUGCUGAUAAAGACGAGGUCAGCAUCGGUGCAGGGAAAUUAAGGGUGGCAGGCACAGAAGGAGCUGUGUUUGGUCAUUCAAUAGAAACUCCUCAUAUCCGAGCAGGACCUUCUCAAGAUCUCAAGCUUGAAUCUCCAACACGGACCCUUACAAUGGAGGCUCCAAAGGGGGUUGAAAUUAGUGCUGAUGCAGGGGACUUCAAGGCAACCUGUCGAAAAGAGAUGCAGCUUCAGUCCACAGAGGGAGAGAUAUUUUUAAAUGCAAACACAAUCCGAUUAGGCAAUCUUCCACAUGGCACCUUUGCUGCUUCCUCGCCUGGUUCAACGGGUCCGAAACAGACUGUCUACGAGCUGUGUGUCUGCCCAAAUGGAAAACUAUACCUUUCUCCAGCAGGGACAGGUUCCACCUGCCAGGACACCAGCAAUGUAUGUUUGUGGAGCUAAAAGCAGACUAACCUUACACCAGAAAAGCCUUUAUUACUGUUCUCGCAGUUCUGGUUUGCCUCCCCUUAACUGAAAAUCAAGAAUUGCAAAAGACUUCCAAAGCCAAUCCAGACAGUGCAGAAAUAAAAAAAAAAAGUUGCCUUUUUUUAAUAAAGCUACUAAUAAACACAGACAAAAAAAAAAACACGAGACAGAAGAGACGGGACACAUUCUGCACAUGGAGAGCUUGGGAUGUAAUAUAUUUUCUAAAACCGAAAAAUACACAGGUGCCUUUGCUACUGUCAGUAAAGCACAUCAUUACCAAGCUUAAGAAGACCUGGAUAUUCCCCACCUAAGAAACUUUUGCCCCAAAAUGAUCUUCACUAGAGUUCAUAUACAGUAUGUAUUUCUUUACUGUUUCACUAAAAGCACAAAUUGUGACAUGUAUAUGUGUGU